Cyprinodon tularosa is the source of this 1809-nucleotide messenger RNA. It is a transcript of the gene lrrc17, whose product is annotated as leucine rich repeat containing 17. The coding region runs from base 1 to 1350 and encodes 449 amino acids. The record is from RefSeq and is a predicted model, not a curated record. Gene Ontology annotation, molecular function: protein binding. The transcript is spliced from 4 exons. Gene Ontology annotation, cellular component: plasma membrane. Lineage: Eukaryota; Metazoa; Chordata; Actinopteri; Cyprinodontiformes; Cyprinodontidae.
AUGCGUCUCCUCACCAUCAUUAUCAUCCUGCUGCUCCUUCAGUCAGCUGAACCUCGGAAAGGCGGCCGAAAUAAGGCCGCACAACGGGGCACCAAGGGCCGUGUGCGAGGCAGAGGAAGGGCAAGCCUCAUGAAGCGUCAAACUCAGGAAUGUAAGGAGUACACAGAAAAGAGAGAAAAGUUUCUUGACUGCCAGGAUAGGCAGCUGACAUUUGUAAAUCAAGACUGGCCCAAAGACAUUCAGCACCUUUUGCUGGCAAAAAAUAAGAUUCAGGUUUUAAGGAAUAACAUGUUUGAACAGUUCACCAAGUUGAAGAGCCUGGAUCUUCAGCAAAAUGCUAUUUCAGUGAUAGAGGAUAAUGCGUUCAGUGGCCUCGAUCAGCUCACCACACUUCUCCUUCAACAUAACCGCAUCAGAACAGCCUCCGAGGAAUUCCUCCUGCCCUUACGCAGCCUCUCCUACCUCCGCAUUUUUGACAACCCCUGGAGCUGCCGCUGCCCCCUGGAAACCCUUGUCAGGACCCUGCAGGUGCCCAGUAAUCGCAACUUAGGCAACUAUGCCAAGUGCGCUGAGCCGCGUUCUAUGAAGGGCAAAAAGCUUAAAGAGCUAGAAGCAGAAUUGCUGUGUGCCAAAGACAACAGGUCAGAGGUUUUGGAGGGGCCAGAACCUGGGCCUGUAAUAGAAAAGUCAGAUGCUGUGUCCAUUUGCAAUCUCAAAUAUCCCGGACCCCUCCUGAACUGCAGACACAAAGGUCUGAAUCGUAUGCCCCCAGAAAUGCCAUUGGAUCUAGUGGGGAUAGACAUGUCCAAUAACAUCAUCAAGCAUCUCAGGCCUAAACAAUUCCUGCUGUCCAAAGAACUCAAGCUACUCAACCUCAGCAGCAACAAACUUGAAAAAAUAGAUACAGCUGCUUUUGCAGGCCUGCUGUACCUCCGUCACCUUGAUCUGUCCAACAACAGCCUUCGGUAUUUCCCUUACGGCGUACUGGAGGACCUGUACUUCCUACGGAAGCUUAACUUGGACAACAACCCAUGGAUGUGCGACUACUACAUUCACUACUUGGUCUACUGGCUCAAACAUCACCCAGCUGUCUCAGUCACUGGCCUGAUCUGCUCAGAGCCAGAGGAGUUCAGGGGCUGGAGAGUGGAAGACUACGUCAAAACCUACAACGGGGAGUGUCCUAUAGAUAAACAGAUAGAAGACAAUGACAAUGGGCAGGGAGCACAUGGAGGGUCUGAGAACGAAGCACAGCAGGUGAUGGGGGAGAUGGCUGAAGGACAAUUGGAUCUUAUACCCCAGCCCAUAAGGAAGAAGGAACCCAAUGAGAUAGACAUCAUCAGAUUGAGCUAGAAUGGGAGAAAUUUACACAUGACUAUUGACCUGCAGGUCAGACGUCAACAUGGAUUUAAAAAAAAUCAGUGAUUAAGUGUUAAAGAUAUAGUAUGUGAAGUAAAAUAUUGAGUAAAAGUAUUUCUUAAAAAGCAAUUUCCAUCCUCAUUAAUAAGCAUAAAAUAGGAUGAUAAACAUUUGCUCUAACACUUAUUUGUUUCAUUGCCUUGCUGCUUUGUUUUUUAAGUGGUGGGCUUUAAAUUCUAUUUAUCUUAUAUAAGAAUAUUUCCAAACCAGGCUGUGUUUGUUGCCAAACCCUGACAUUCCAGCUGGUUAGAUUGUGGUGCCUUUUUGUUUUGUUUCUGUGCAGUAACACUGAGAUCAGGAUAUGUUUUCUUUGGUUUACUUGUUAUUUUUCAGCUUAAUGUCUGACAUUUUCUGUAUUUUCUCUGGAAUAAAUUUGGGUCUAUUUUUUGUUUU